AUGAUGGAGGGGCUUGAGGCUAAGGCUCUACGCCAAUUUGACGCACUGGUUGAGAAGGGCGAUGUGAUCUUUUCCCAUCGCGAUCCAGUUCAUGUUCCAGCUAAACCAUUCAAUCUUCAGUUCCGCAUCGCAUCAAGCCUGACGAAGAAACCACAAAUACCUAUUAAAGAUGCCGAGAAGAAGCCGCCAGUUAAUAAAUCAAGUCCGUUCGCCAACGACCCGCCAGAGUUCGUUAUCGAGCACGUUGGGCCCGAGCAUACGCUACGCUUGAAUAAAUUCUGCGUCGUCCGGACACAGUUUAUCCUGCAUGCGAACGAGUUUAAGCCUCAGAUCGAGCCCUUGUCUGCGGUAGAUUUGUCUGCCGGAUGGAGCGUACUGAGCAGGCUGGAAAGCGAAUAUAUCCUCAUAUAUAACGGAGGGCUGCAAGGCGGCUGGUCGUUGCCACAUCGACAUAUGCAGCUGCUUCCGCGGCCGGCCCGGGAUGUCCAUAACCUGUUCCCAGAUAUAUAUGGGAUUAAAAACGGACGGGUUCCGAAUAUCCCCUUUAAGCAUGCUAUUCGAAGACUGCCCACGCCAGCAACGGCAGAAGAAGUGUACUCGACUUAUACAGACCUUUUGGCCGCCGCUGGCGUGGAUGAGAAUGACUAUUCACAUAAUCUUGUUCUAGUCAAGGAUUGGAUGAUGAUAAUACCCCGCUCUCGCGCGAACCAGGAAGGUAUAAAGAUUGUGAACGCUGCAGCAAUGGUUGGUAUGAUCUGGAUACCUUCAGAUGAAGUUCUGGAUCUAUGGAUGCAAACCGGCAACCCAAUGGAAACCCUAGCAAGGUAUGGUAAACCAUGGUAG
Arthroderma uncinatum is the source of this 843-nucleotide messenger RNA. RefSeq lists its product as uncharacterized. The transcript is spliced from 3 exons. The coding region runs from base 1 to 843 and encodes 280 amino acids. The record is from RefSeq and is a predicted model, not a curated record. Gene Ontology annotation, molecular function: ATP:ADP adenylyltransferase activity; ATP binding. NCBI's taxonomy places the organism in Eukaryota, Fungi, Ascomycota, Eurotiomycetes, Onygenales, Arthrodermataceae. Gene Ontology annotation, biological process: nucleotide metabolic process.